AUGCUGCCAGCGUCGUGCUCUACCGGCGUCACGAUCGUGGUUGUCCCCGUGGUUGCGCUCAAGCAGAACAUGAUGGAUCGCUGCAAAGCCGCUGGGAUUGACUGCGUCCUGUGGGACAGCCAGCGGCCGCACAAGUGGGCUUCAAUCGUGCUGGUGGUGCCUGAGUCUGUGGCCACGCUAGCAUUUGAGCAGUUCAUUAACCGGCAGCGAUCUAUAGGCUGGCUGGACUGCGUUGUUAUUAACAAGUGCCACACCAUACUGGACUUGGUUAAGGGCUGGCGGACCAAGGUGCUGAAGCUGCGCGAGCUGGUUAAGGCGGAAACACAGCUCGUGUGCUUGACAGCGACGCUGAAACCCACAGAGGAGAGCAAGUUCAUCCGGCUGAUGGCGCUGCCGCCAAAGGAGCAGUGCGAGUGGUUUCGUGCACUAAUAAGCUGGCCUAACCUUGCGUACAAGGUGCACUGGUACAACUAUUAA
Messenger RNA from Ascochyta rabiei, 477 nucleotides. RefSeq lists its product as uncharacterized. The coding region runs from base 1 to 477 and encodes 158 amino acids. Gene Ontology annotation, biological process: double-strand break repair via homologous recombination. The transcript has a single exon. The record is from RefSeq and is a predicted model, not a curated record. Gene Ontology annotation, molecular function: ATP binding; 3'-5' DNA helicase activity; nucleic acid binding. Lineage: Eukaryota; Fungi; Ascomycota; Dothideomycetes; Pleosporales; Didymellaceae. Gene Ontology annotation, cellular component: chromosome; cytoplasm.